Molecule: messenger RNA, 924 nt
Organism: Echinostoma caproni
Lineage: Eukaryota; Metazoa; Platyhelminthes; Trematoda; Plagiorchiida; Echinostomatidae
Source: the annotation of a GenBank genome assembly
AUGUUGCAGUGGGUUGUGGAUGUAGAUUUUCAAAAUCCAAGUACGUAUCAAAAGGUUUAUGCACCUCCACUGGACGUCCGGAGAGAUCCUAUAGUGCAUGCUUUCGACAAGUUCGGGAUUGGCGAAGGCACUCAGAAUUUUGUGAGCCACGCGUUGUGUUUAUAUCCCGAUGAUUCCUACAAACGUAACGUUCCGGCGGAUGAUGCAAUUAAACGGAUGCAAUUGUACAACCAAUCCGUAGCUCGUUACGGCAAGUCUCCCUACGUCUAUCCACUUUAUGGUUUGGGAGAACUGCCUCAAGCUUUUGCUCGGUUGAGCGCGGUUUACGGGGGCACGUACAUGCUUAACAAACCCGUAGAAGAAAUAGUCAUGGAGGGCGGAAAAGUUGUUGGUGUAAAAGCCGAGGGUGAAGUUGCUCGAUGUGAUACAGUGAUCUGCGACCCAAGUUAUGUCAUGGAUCGUGUUCGAAAAGUGGGCCAGGUGAUUCGUGCAAUUUGUAUUUUGUCGCAUCCUGUCAGCGGAGCGAAGGAUGCCAACUCUCUUCAAAUCAUCAUUCCACAAAAUGAAGUGGGAAGGCGUCACGAUAUUUACGUCUCGUGUGUAUCCAGCCAACACAAAGUAUGCCCCGAGAAAUUCUACGUCGCUUUGGUCGCCACCACAGUAGAAACUCCUAUGCCACGACAGGAGCUAAAACCUGGCCUGGAUCUGUUGGCUCCAAUCGACGAAGUGAUGUACUCGCUAGACGAUUUGUACGAACCCACUGAUGAUGGCCGAGAGAGUCGGAUUUUCAUUUCGAAGAGCUAUGACGCAUCCACACACUUCGAAAGCACAUGUGAUGAUGUCCUCGAGCUGUACGAAAAAAUCACUGGGAAACCGUUCGAUUUCAGCAAAGUGACAAGACAUCUGGGUGAUGAAGACAUCUAA